Molecule: messenger RNA, 4134 nt
Organism: Brienomyrus brachyistius
Lineage: Eukaryota; Metazoa; Chordata; Actinopteri; Osteoglossiformes; Mormyridae
Gene: itga3b
Product: integrin, alpha 3b
Exons: 26
Coding region: 67-3246 (1059 amino acids)
Biological process (GO): cell-matrix adhesion; cell adhesion mediated by integrin; leukocyte migration
Cellular component (GO): external side of plasma membrane; integrin complex
Molecular function (GO): integrin binding
Source: RefSeq, a predicted model, not a curated record
UCUCAAGUUUGAAAGGACGUAGGGAUCCUUUCCACGACAGGCAGACACCCAGCGCAGAGAGCGAACAUGGCCUCGAAAGAAAAAUGCCCGCUCCGCACGGAUUUCUACCUCUUGCUGCUGGGCAUAUUUUCUUGUAUUCUCACCUGUUUCGGAUUUAAUCUAGACGUUCGGUUCCCAGUUAUAAAAGAGGGAAAGACGAAAGGUAGUUUCUUUGGGUUCUCCGUAGCGCUCCAUAACCAAACAGAAGGCUCUAAAAAAUAUCUGCUUCUGACCGGUGCCCCCAAGGAGAAAGCCCUACCACAGCUAAAGGUGAAUGAGACAGGCGCUGUCUAUUCCUGUCCGAUCACCACGGAAACCUCUGAUUGCACGAGGAUGGAUCUGGUGAGCUCAGCUACCCCGACAGAGAUGGUGGAAGGCAUGUGGCUUGGUGUUGCCAUAGCCAGUCAGAGCGCGGAGGCAGGGGGCCACGUGCUGGCCUGUGGUCACCGCUAUAUCAGCUUGCUAAAGGGAGCCUCGGACCAGUUCCGUAUGAUUGGCAAGUGCUACGUGCGGGGAAACGACUUGACUUUUAACCCCACCGACGAGUGGCAGUCCUACAGUUACGAGGGCUGCAACCCCAACUUUUACAUGGAGGAGGAGGGCUUGUGCAAUAUGGGCAUCUCAGCCGGCAUAACGAAAACGGACGUCUUCACUGGCUCUCCAGGCAGCUAUUUCUGGCAAGGCAACGUCCAUGUCACAUGGAGGGAUCCUACUCCUGGAAACUCCUGGGAUUACAUUAAUAGAAAUAUGGACAAAAUGGGCAAGCACUACAGCUACAUAGGUUAUUCUGUGCUGGAGGGGCAGAAGGUGCUCAGCAAGAAUAUCUACACAGUGGUGACGGGGGCCCCCCGCUACGAACACAAAGGCUCUGUCUUUCUGGUAUCGAGUGAUAAUAAUAAGCUCACUGUUAAACACGUCCUGCAUGGAGAGCAGGUGGGCUCCUACUUCGGAAACAGUAUCGCCGUCGCCGAUCUCAAUAACGACGAUUGGAAUGAUUUGAUCGUGGGGGCCCCGUUUUACUUUGACCGCAAGAAGGAGGAGGGUGGGGCGGUCUAUGUCUACAUGAACGAGAACGGCUCCUUCCAGGAGACGGCCAGCAUUUUGCUGUGUGGACCCGUGGGUUCAGGAUUCGGCAUGGCUGUCGGCGCCAUUGGGGACAUCAACCAGGACGGCUUUCCAGACUUCGCAGUGGGGGCCCCUUUCUAUGAUACUGGCAGGGUCUACAUCUGGAUGGGAAGUAAGCAGCUCAUCUCCCAGAAGCCCAGUCAGGUGAUCGCUGGAAGUGAUCUCACCAAUGGUGGCUUUCAGACCUUUGGAUACUCCAUCAGUGGCGGCAUGGACAUGGAUGGGAACAGCUACCCUGAUGUGUUGGUGGGCUCCCUUGAUGAGCGCGUCGCUUUGUUGAGGGCACGGCCGGUCAUCCACCUUAAUAAAACAUUCACGGUGAAUCCCUCCACCAUCAACACCACCAUGUGCUCCCCUGGUGAGCAGCCCUGUGUAACUGCACAGGUAUGUUUCUCAUACACUCUCAGCACUGGCAGUGAAACCUUCAAGAGAAACAUCACGGUGAAGUACACAGUGAUGGCAGACUGGGGGCGCCGCAGCAUCCGUGUGCGCUUCCUGGAGAACAAACAGGACAGCUACACUGGCUACCUCUCCAUGCCGGCCACCAAGUGUCAGGUCCUGAAACUCAGCCUGGUGGAGCACAUUCGGGAUAAGCUCGCUCCUGUUGUGUUCAUGCUCAACGUGAGCCUUCACGAACCGGUUCCCAGUGUCCACAAGAGUCUUCAAAACCUUGAUGCCUUCCCAGUGUUUAGCGACAAGCAGAGUCUCUCGGAGAAAGCCCAGAUUAAUUUCCAGAAAGCUUGCGGUACAGACGACAAAUGCACAAGCAACCUGCAGCUGACAGCAACGUUUGCCGACGAGCACCACCAGCCGUAUCCCAGCCAGGGGGGAGUACAGGUGAUGCAGUACAACACAACUGUGAAGAAGGUGAUCCUGAUGGUGAAUGUGAGCAAUAAGCCAAGCCUUGGGAAACUGGCUGAAGACGCCCACCAGGCCAUGUUAAACAUUACCGUCCCAUCAUCUCUGCGCUAUUCCGCCAUCCGUCUCACGUCCCAGGAUAUACCUCCCUCAGACAUCGAGUGCAAGUUUGAAGAGACGCUACUGUGUGAUUUGGGGAACCCUUUCGUUGGUGGCAAGAUGGUUUCCUUCCUGAUCAUCUUUGAGACGCUAAUCACUCUGUACACACGGGAGGUGGAGUCUCAGCUGCAGCUGUCCACGAUCAGUGAGCAGAGUGACCUCUCCCCGGUGCCCGUGACCCUGAAGGUGGAGUUCACGAUACAGACCACCUUUUUUGUAUCCCCUCCACAAGCCCAGACAUACUUCAGCGGGAAGGUGAUGGGCGAGUCAGCCAUGAAAUCCACAAGCGAUGUGGGAAGUCCUGUGGAGUACAGUUUCUCGGUGGCGAUGCAGGGCGAAGCUCUAGGGUCGAUGGGCACCAUCGAGGUGGAGAUCGCUUGGCCGUACGAGGUGGCUAAUGGCAAGUGGCUGCUGUACAUCUCAGAGAUCCUCAUCAAAGCGACUUCAGAGUCACGCUGCGUGCCUCCUGGAAACAUUGUCAACACGCUGAACCUCACAGUAUCUGAAAGAAAUAUGGCACGUCAGAAGCGAGAGGCAUCAACUACAGCACCCGUGAAGAUCGAACCACAAGCGGCCAUCUCUCAGCAAGCGCAUCGCCUGGAGAAUAUUUGGCUGGAUUGCAUGCAUGGCACAGCACGCUGUACGACCUUCAGCUGCCCACUCUAUAACAUGAGCACUACGGCCAUAGUCAUUGUGCGGGCGCGGGUGUGGAACAGCACCAUGCUGGAGGACUAUUCCAAAGCAUCACGGGUCACGGUGAAAGGCAGGGCAUCGCUGAAGCUGAUCACCAACAUCCCCACUCUCAGGAUGAACUCCGACGCCCUGGAGUUUUCCCUGGACAUCGACCCAGUGCUGAUGGAGGAACACGUGUACACAGCCCCGCUGUGGGUCAUCAUUUUGGCCGUGCUGGCCGGCGUUUUCUUGCUGGGCCUGAUUGUCCUCAUACUCUGGAAGUGUGGCUUCUUCAAGCGGGCGAGCAGGAGACAGAUGUAUGAGGCUAAGGCCCAGAAGGCCGAGAUGAAGAUCCAGCCCUCUGAGACUGAAAGGCUAACAGAUGAAUGCUGAUAGAGGGGUCCCAGGGGGCCACUGCCUACCAUCACUGGGGCUCCUUGAGCUGAGCAAUAACAAAGCCUGGAUGGAAACACAAUCGACGGACACAUUUAAAUGGAUUUCCGCUCGGCUGUAACCGUGCCGAAAUCCCUGCACUGGCUGAUACUCCGUUUCUCCUUUCCUCCCUCGGAAACAGCUAGGCUUCUUUAAAAGAGCCAGUUACUACAGGAUAAUGCCGAAAUAUCAUGGGGUGAAAAUUCCCAGAGAGGAGCGAUACCGGUCCAGCGACGCAUUUCUGAGGGAGGACCUACCAAAGAGAAGCUGGGUCACCAGCUGGACUGAAAUGCAGUGGUACUACUGCUGAUGGUCACGUGCCCCAGCUCUGCGACAUCUAAGGGGCUUUGAGGACAGAGACCCCGCCCAGGGCUGGAUGGGCACCGUGUGCUUUCUGGUACAUUACCAUUAUCCUGCUUUAUUUUUUUCAUUUCACUGAAUUACUAUUAUUUUUUUAUCUAGUGCAAUAAUGACAGCUCUUUGUUUUACACUGAGAUUACUUGGCAAAAUACUCUGAUUCAAUUUUUUUUGUCCCUUUUUUCUGCAAGAACGAUGGAGCGAUGCCGGUUGUAUAGCUUUUUUCCAAUGUUUGUUUUGUUUAAGAUGUAUUUUUUUUUAAUGCUUUUCUGCACAUAUGCCUUUUAUUUAAUUUGCAUCAGUACUUCUUAGGAUUUGCUGAAUCAAAUGCAUAUUGCAGUAGUAGGUGAUUUAUAAUUAUCUGGUGACUGAAUUUCAAACAACCGUAGGAGUUCUUUUGCAACAGUGGCACCAGGCUCUCAUCCCCAGCUGUGUGCAUGGACUGCCAGGCUUAUUGGUCUCUCUAAAUGGCCCACAGGGUGUGGAUGUGUG